CAUGCCUAUUUCUUUCUUUAUCUAUAGUUCCUUCGUUCGUUCGUCGCCGCGCGUUGCGCACGUGCUUCUUUCUAGCUUUCUAUUCUAUCAAGAUACAAAUGCCUGUUUUUUAAUAUUGUGAGCACAAUUUGUAUAAAACAUGAAUUCAUAAGAAAAACAGAAUAAUGAAUCAUCCAUCAUACCCCACGGAACAUGACAUGACUUGAUUCUCGCCGACUCAGAGCCCACAAAUGACUGUACCAAGAAGGUUAUGAUAUCAGAGGAUUGACAGAUAAUGGAGAUGUCGCACCAAGGUGGGGCGGAGGCCGAGAGCCUCCUGCGCCAUGACCAGAGGAGCGCUGCUAUCAUGCCAUAUAAUAAGGCAAUAGGAUGGUCGCUGCCGGAGGGGGAGAGCGUCCCGUUUCUCCGCAACGAGCCCGUGAAGUUGACGCCCGCGUGGGAGGGCACCAACCUGCCCAAUGACACGCUCAACUUGAAAGGUGUUGCAAUGGACCUAGCGCCUCCUAAAGACAAAUGGAACAUCAUAUACAUAAUCCUCAUUAUUCAUGGAUUGGGCACUUUGAUAGCAUGGAACAUGUUCAUUACUGCCAAAGAUUACUUCGUCAAAUACAAACUGGUGAAUGCCGGAGAGUAUGCGGAAAAUUACUUAUCUUACGUGGGGUGGGCUGCUCAGGUGCCCAACUGUGUUUUCAAUUGGAUGAAUAUAUUCGUUCCUCUUAGGGGAAGUUUGACGACACGGAUAGUAUGGUCGCUGAUACUGGAGGUAGCCAUAUUCGUGCUCACCGUAAUCCUGGCCAUGUUGGACAGCUCGCAGUGGCCCGGCGUGUUCUUCUGGCUCACUAUGGCGUCAGUCUUCUCACUUAAUGCUCUCAACGCUAUAUUCCAAAACUCCGUGUACGGGGUGGCUGCUCGCCUCCCGCCCAAGUACACGGGUGCCGUAGUGCUGGGUUCCAACGUGUGCGGCACCAUAGUAGUUUUCAUGUCAUGGACAUCGGAACUGUUCGACAGCCGACGGACCUCCGCCAUCUACUACUUCAUCACCGGCAUAUUCGUGCUGCUGCUCUGCUUCGACACUUACUUCGCUUUGCCGCUUAAUAGAUUCUAUCGCUACCACGACACGUUGCAACAGAGGACGUUACUCGUGAACCCGGCUCUGGCUGCCACCAACCAGACCAUCGGCCCGGCCCGAACCAGGAUCCCGUACGGGACCCUAUUCGCUCAGGCCUGGGUCCAACUGUACAACAUAUUCAUCGUGUUCUUCGUGUCGUUGGCCGUAUUCCCCGCCAUUCAUUCAGAUAUCGAGCCGAUUCAAGAAGGAUUCUUGGGCGGCAAAUUCGUUCUGAUGACGUGUUACCUAACGUUUAAUGUGACUGCUAUGUUUGGGAAUGUCACUGCUAACAUUUGGCAAUUCCCGUCAAAAAAGUGGUUAUGGGUGUUCACGACACUACGGAUUCUGCUGAUCCCAUUCUUCCUGAUGUGCAACUACAAGCCUACCAUCCGUACACUGCCAGUGUGGGUUACCAACGACUGGGUUUAUUGGGGAGUCGCCGCUUUAUUAGGAUGGAGCUCUGGCCAUGGCAGUUCGCUCGGCAUGAUGUAUGUUAGCAGCACCGUAGCUCCAGAACACGCUGCCACAGCCGGCAUGAUAGGCGCCGCCACUCUAGUAACCGGCAUCAUGAGUGGGUUACUAUUCACCCGUUUGGGGCCAGCCCUGGUCACUCUACCGUCCCCCUAGCCCCUGCUGGCGCGACUGCGAGCGCUGUGGAACAUACUCGCUGCCUUUUGACCCGUGUCUUAGACGAGGCAUCGAUAUAACAAUGGAUGCAACACUCAAAACUUGUGUGAAGUUCCAAAUAAAUAGGUACUCGUAAUUUUGUGAAAGUGACAUAAAAAUGGUGAAUAUAAAAUUAAAGUUAUGUGCUGCAGUGCUUAUGAUACCAGAAUCGAGUCACUUAAGUAGUUUUUUUUACAUUCAAGAGAAAAUCUGGGC
Messenger RNA from Chilo suppressalis (striped riceborer), 1990 nucleotides. Lineage: Eukaryota; Metazoa; Arthropoda; Insecta; Lepidoptera; Crambidae. The record is from the annotation of a GenBank genome assembly.